Molecule: messenger RNA, 8894 nt
Organism: Eublepharis macularius
Lineage: Eukaryota; Metazoa; Chordata; Lepidosauria; Squamata; Eublepharidae
Gene: RNF216
Product: ring finger protein 216
Exons: 17
Coding region: 131-2893 (920 amino acids)
Molecular function (GO): zinc ion binding
Source: RefSeq, a predicted model, not a curated record
UGGAAGGGGGGCGAGGAGAGGCCGGGCCAAGCCUGAGGAGACUGAGAGGGGGGCGAGGGGCGCAGCCGGUGCUCUUGAAGGAGAGAGUGCCAUGCUCGGGGACUGGCCCUUGCGUGCAUAGCUUUUGAACAUGGAAGAAGGAGGUAGAAACGAAGAAGUAAUUGAUUUGAAUAGUUUCCGAAGCCACCGAGGGAAAGACAGGAUAAACCACAGAGACGAGGGGCUUAUUACCAUAUCAGACUCCUCAGAUGAGGAAUUGCCUGCGAUGCUGGACGUUCCUGUUCGACGGCAGUGGGAGGACGAGGAAGACGACGAUGAUGUGGUCAUCUUGAUGGAGACGGCAGCAAAACGGCUUUUGCGUCCCAAUGUAAUCAGACCACCAGCUCACUGGCAUGGCAUCAACAAGUCCGGGGAAGGAGGGUCCAAAGGCGAUGGAACCACGGGGCCUCACGAUGGGCAGAAGAUGGCCAUUUCCCCACGACUACACCCUGCUCACAGAAAUGGUGUGAAGGCGAGUGGCAAAAAACUGGCCAGGCUCGAGAGUGAGGAGGAGGUAUUGGAGCUGCCGGAGUCCCCGGAGCCCAGCAGGCCGAGGGAAGAGGGCCAGACCAUUUUGGAGCCAGGGCCCGAUGUGACUCGGAGAAAAGAGGUGAACCCUGCUGGUGAAAAGGAGGUCAUUAAUUUGGAGGAAGUGGUCCUGGUAGCUGACCAGGAAGGACGGGCCCAGAGGGAUGGGCAUUCGCAGCCGAGGCUAGUUCCAGCCAUUGAGAACGGUGUCCAGUUGAUCCAGGAGAAUGCUCAGCUGGACCACCCAUACUUCCAGCCGGCAGACAAGGAGGCCCGUGCCAUAGCUGACCGCCUUUCUCCUCAGCAAGCACAGUUGGAGGCCGAACUAGGGCCACUACCCAGGACAUACCAGGAAGAGAUCCCUGGGCCCGCCUUCCCGCGGCCCGAGCCGCAGCAGGACGGCAUCCCGGGCCCUGCCUCUCCUCGUCUUGCUCACCCGCCAGAGGAGAAGGGAGGACGCCCAGUGGCAAUAAAUGAACAGGCAGGCCCAGCAUUUCCCGCCCAAGGGUUGCUUGAGUCUGGUGGCGGUGACGUUCUCAAGCAGGCUGCUCCUUGGCUGGACAAAGACCUCACAGCUCUGCUCAUCAGGGAAACGGAAGCGAGGUUUCCAGAUAUAACCAGAGAGUACAUCGAGGAGCUAAUACAGAGCAAGAACUGCUAUGACUUGAACAUACUUUGUAAUUUUCUUCUGGAAAAUCCAGAUUAUCCAAAGAAGGAAGGCAGAGUGGUUUUAAAUCCCAAUAGUAGCCUGCUCUCCAGCCAAGAAGAGACAAAGGUGCCUAAAGUUGACUACUUUGACUUCUCCAAGCUCACCCCGCUUGACCAGCGUUGCUUCAUCCAAGCCGCCGAUCUCCUCAUGGCUGACUUCAAAAUGCUGAGCAGCCAAGACAUCAAGUGGGCACUGCACGAGCUCAAGGGACACUAUGCAAUCACGCGCAAGGCCUUUUCUGAUGCCAUCAAAAAAUGGCAGGAGCUAUCUCCUGAAACCAGUGGGAAGCGGAAGAGGAGGAAAGAAAUGAACCAGUAUUCCUACAUAGAUUUUAAAUUUGAGCAAGGAGAAAUGAAAAUCGAGAAGCGCAUGUUCUUCUUGGAGAACAAGAGGCGGCACUGGCGGAGCUAUGAACAGGUCGCCCUCCUCCCAGCAGUGCAGCUGGAACGGGAAUUUUACGAGCAGAAGGUGAAAGAAAUGGCCGAGCAUGCAGAUUUCCUCCUUGCCCUGCAGAUGAAUGAGGAGCAGUAUCAAAAAGAUGGCCAGAUGAUCGAGUGCCGGUGUUGCUAUGGGGAGUUUGCGUUUGAGGAGCUGACUCAGUGUGUGGACGGCCACUUAUUCUGCAAGGAGUGCCUGAUCAAAUAUGCUCAGGAGGCAGUCUUUGGCUCUGGCAAGUCAGAGCUCAGCUGCAUGGAAGGGAGUUGCACAUGCUCAUUUCCAACCAGCGAGUUAGAGAAGGUACUUCCUGAGAACAUCCUCCGCAAAUACUACGAGCGGAAAGCGGAGGAAGAAGUGGCAGCCGCCUGUGCGGACGAGCUAGUCAGGUGCCCUUACUGCAACUUCCCGGCUCUGCUGGACAAGGACGUGAAACGGUUCAGCUGCCCCAACCCUCGCUGCAGAAAGGAAACUUGCAGGAAGUGCCAGGGGCUGUGGAAGGAACACAUGAACCUGACCUGUGAACAGCUGGCUGAGAAGGAUGACAUCAAAUACAGAACGUCAAUAGAAGAGAAGAUGACGGCAGCCCGUAUUAGGAAGUGCCACAAAUGUGCAACCGGCCUGAUCAAGUCAGAAGGUUGCAACCGCAUGUCAUGCCGCUGUGGGGCGCAGAUGUGCUACCUCUGCCGAGCCGCCAUUAACGGGUAUGACCACUUCUGCCAGCACCCCCGGUCCCCAGGAGCCCCUUGCCAAGACUGUGCAAAGUGUUCGCUCUGGACAGACCCCACGGAAGAUGAUGAGAAGAUCAUCCAGGAAAUCCAAAAGGAGGCGGAAGAGGAGCAGAAGAGAAAGAAUGGAGAAAACAGUUUCAAGCGGAUCGGCCCUCCAGUAGAGAAGCCUGCAGAGAAAAUCCCACGUCUCGAAACUAUCCCCAGGCCGGUCCCACAGAACCUCCACCACCAGCCCCAAAUGCCCCCUUACCCCUUCGUGCACCCUCCUUUCCACCUGCCCCCUGUCCGCCCACUGUACAAUAACCUGCCCCUGAACAUUGGCCCCAUCCCUGCCCCCUACGUGCCGCCACUGCCAAACAUGCGGGUGAACUAUGACUUCCCCCAGAUGAACGUGCCGCUGGAACACAACCUCCCUAUGCACUUCGGUCCACAGCCACGGCAUCGGUUCUGAUCCGGCUCAGGGCAGCACCCCAUAUUUUGGAAGUUACUGCAGGGAAAAGCCAGCACUGGGAGGUGCCUCCCCCUGCCCCUGGUCCUGCCCUCCUCCUCUCCUCCCCCGCCCCUUUCCAGUGAACCACAGGCGCCAAACUCCCCGUUUCAACCCUUUCUACGAUCCUCUCAUCACUUGCCUUUGCUGUUCCGGUCCUUGCAGCAUGCAAACAUGCAGUGCUCAGGCAGCGCCGAUUGAAAAAAGGAGAUGUGUCUCUGAGGAUCACCUUGAUGCCGUUUUUCGUCAAGGAAAGUUCUCUGCGCAGUGAGCUAUACAGGAAUGGCACCAUUUGGCAAGGGGGAGCAAUGCUAUUAAAGACCAUGUGCCAAAUGCCUGCCACAAAAGAGCUCUGAGGGUGGAAGGGAAUUGGCACGGGGAAGGAAUUCGUUGCCAUUGGGCUGUGUGGGAUCUUUGGAACUGUAGACUGGGUGGUUGACUGACUUUAAGCUCUCCUUAGUUUUCACAGCUUGUAAUGGAUCUGCCAGCGCCCCUGCGGCAGGUAGAAAUGAGCAGAGAGGCAGCUGUCUUCUGGGGAUUUUUGAAGUGUGAGGGUGGUAAGCCCCUGCCCUGCCACCAAGGCUCUUGCUAGAGGGCUGGAACCUUCGUUCAAAAAUCCUCCUCUGCAGCCAAUACAGCCUGUUCUGUCGGUGAGUGAGUAUUCCUCAAAUAAUGUUUUUAGAAGUCUGUUCUUAAGUGCCAAACAGGUUUUUUUAAAAUCAACUCUCCCAUCAUAGCUGGAGGUGCACUGGGGUCACAGAAGGACGUCAGUGUAGGGACGAAGCGCUUGCUGUUGGUUGGUAUUGGACAGUGAUGGGGGGGUCCUUAAAUGCUAGAAUGUGGUGGGGAGGUGGACAGGACUCGUGGCAGUAGCCGUGCAGGUGUGAACACCUUUGUGUAGUGCAUAGCCCCCAUGGCUGCUUCCUGCAGCAUAGCAUUGAACAAAAUGUAGAUGAAUAAUCUACACCUAUAAGGGGGCUGUAUGCGGAGAAACUUCCUCGAAGAAGUGGUUAAAAUGUCUGGAAUCCUUGGAAGGAUAGGUAUGUGCCACAGUCAGCUUACCUGCAAGUCUCUGUUUUCUUUAGUGCUCAGGUGUGCACCUUGCAUGUCGUGGUUAUUGUUUUUUAGGCAGGUCAUACAUUCAAGAGAGCCUGCUCCUCAGGUGCACGUCUACAAUCCAAGGUGCUAAUCAGUCCCUGUGGCACUUGUGGAGUGUUCCCAACUCCAAUAAGAAAGCAACACAGCCUCUUGCACACAUAGAGCUCUCUGCACACUUAGGAUAUGAAUGGCUUGAGACACUGGAUAGCUGCACACAGAUGCACUUGCCGUAGUCAAAAUCCACAUCUGUUUCUCAAGGGCUCGUUUCAUGGUGGCAAUGGCUUGUACGGUUCUCCUGUGCCUCUGCUGACGAUACAGUGACCCUAGGAUAUGACUUGACCCUAUGCUCAACUACUGCCCAGUAUCCACUAUCAUAGCUUCCCAGAGAUGUUGCUGUUCUGGAAUAGAGCACACUGUGUGCACAUCGAGGUUCCAGGUAAGGGAGACUCAUAGCCUCAGGCUGUCAUUAGCCAAUGUGCAGGAGCUUGGUGCAUUCCAGCCUGUACUCUUAAUUUUUUUUUAAAGGCCUUGUGUCUAAGGACAACAAGCACUUAGAUUCUUCUUUGCUAGCAUCAUGGAUUUGCUAUUUUCUUCAGAGAGAUGGCUGCCUCCAGUUUUCUCUUUCUGUCAUCAAUCCAGUUGGGGAAAACCAGCCACAACCCAUUUUUGCCGGUAAGACCAAAGCUUGACCCCUCGUGGCUCAAUUUUCGCUUUGGAAGCAAUAUAGCAAAACACCUUCUCAGGGCUUCGCUGUCAGGCGGGUUUGUGAUUUUCUUGUCUUCUGUCUUCCCUGUGAUCUGGUUACGGGUCACCCUCUCAUUUGACCUGAGUGAAAAGCACUGCACCACUCUUGGGGCUUUGGAGCCAGGGACAAAGGACAAGCCAGAGAGGCUUUCUUUCUUUUCUUUUUUUUCCCAUUGAAAGAAAGAUUGGGGGGGGGGGAGUAUGGGAGCUGCCUGCUUGGGUUCUGGAGCAGGUGACGUUCAAUUCCCCUUUGGAGGUCCAGAAACCUCCUUACUUAAAAGCUGAAGAGUCCAAGAAAAUGCAGUUUCCAGAAUCUGUUAAGAUUAAAUGCAGUCCUCACCUUCCUCCAUUGUAAUAAAUAUCUGGGCUGUUUAAACAUUUUUUAGUGCCGCCCCCUCUCCUUUUCUGAUCAGUAACUAAAUGAGUUGGACCCAAGUCCUUUUUUGUGUUUGGGGGGGGGGGGCAACACCUAGAUAUAUAUCUUUUUUUUAAAAAAAAUAAGAGCUCUGUGAUGCUUGGGGUGGCCAUACUAGGCAGCGCGUUCUCACACACCGUAGCACGUGUGUCGUAACAAUGCAUAGCCCGUGGUCUCAGCGCAGAGCCAUUUCCAGUUUGUGAGAGCAGCAGGGCGUUUCCACGGUGAAACGGGGCAUCCUUUGCUGUGGGAAUCCGAGGCAGCUGGUGGUGGUGGCAGUCUUUAGAGGUUUUCUUGUAGCAGCUUACAUUUGGCAUAACUCGGUUUCAGUCUUGUUUUUGCUUCUGCUGAAGCUUAUCGUCAUUGGGAGGGGGGAAUCCAUGUCGUCGUUUCUUUCUUGAUGCAGAAUUAAGAAUGAUGCAGUUCGCUGUUGGUCGGAAAAUUUACUAAGUGAUUUUUAAAAGAGUAUUAAAAUGUGAGGCUGGCUGGAUUCAGGUUUAUAAAUCAGCACCUUAAACUAUUAGAUUCCUUGAAGUAACCAUUGUUGGCCAUGCUGAUAGCGCGGCGGGGGGCGGGGGGGGGUGUUGCUGGCUGCUUCGGUUUUUGCAUUUGUGUGUUUUGGAGGCCUGCUGAUAAGACCUUUAUUUUUUAAAAAAAUGUGUGACAACUAAAAUUGAUUUCUAAGUUAGAUGUGCAUAAAAUCUUCCCAUGGACAACGGGAGUGACUUGAGGGCCCAUUCUUGAGCAAGGAAAAGCAAUUCCCAUGUGAGAUGUGAGUGUUGCUGUCUGCCAUCUCCGCUACAUCGUUGGGCCAUUGCAGUAGCUUUUAGGGGAGCUCCUGUAGGAUAGAAGAGGUCCCCAUGUGGACAGUUGCAGGAUGUGUCUAACUCUAUGGGAUCCCCGGUCAGGAGAUAGAUGCCCGUGCCCCAUCUCCAAUCUGUAACUCUCUGGUAGGAGAGGCUCCUGGGUGGCCCCUCCAGAAAUCGCUCCCCACUUUGAAGCUUAUAUAAGUUGCUAACAAGGUAGAGUAUGGACCACAUACCAGUGCACCUGUGAACCCUGGCUGGGCCAAGGCUUUCUGUGCAUGUCCAUGGAUGAAGCCACAUCACCUGUCCAUUGCGUGUUUGCAGUGAGACACCAAUGAACCCCACAGCAAGUGCGUUGGCCUCUGCCUGACUUCCGGUGCACUGUUCAGCGUUUCGCCAUCAGUAUCUGAAUGGGCAUGCUCGCCAGCCUUGGCUCACCCUGGUCCAUAACGAAGCCUGGGUUCCUUCUCCAAAGGGUGUGUCCAUGCACCUCUGUGUAAUCCUCCAGUCACAAAAUGGAGAUCUCUCAAGGCUUUUGCAGGAAAAAAAGAGAACUUCUUUCUGCUGCUGGCAGGUGUAAAUAGGGCAUGGGGAGGACAAGGCUAGGGACGGUCUCCUUCCUCCUCCCCUCAAAAGCAUGAAGCUUGUAGGCCCCCAGAGACCCUGGCUGGCCGGGCAGUGGUUUAGGGCUGAAAGUUCGUUAUAUGUGCUCUCAGCCAGUCACCUAGCCAGUCAGCCCACAGGUCUGGGGGCUUGUUUGCAGAAGAGUGGACAUCCCUCACAAAUUGUGGGGCAGUCAUCACAAUUCUCUGUUCUGUAGGAACAACCUGCAGACCCUAGCUUCUUACCUCAACUAGGCAGACCUCUUUUCCUCUGCAAUCCCAGGGAAUCUAGGGGCCGCCUCCACCUUUCUCCCAGGAUUUUGUUUUCAUUGAGAAGAGAGGAUCCUUUCCUUUUGACCUCAACCGCCCUGACUUCAGUUGACCUCUGAUCUGUAGGCUGUGCAGUGCACCUUUUUUGGAAAUCAAGGCUUUGGUGGUAGCAUCGGAUCUUGCUGGGCUGAGUGCAUUGCAGACCACAUCUGGUGGAUACGAAAAGAACAAAAACUGAGCUACCAAGAGCAAUUGCAGGGGGUGGGAGACGUGGACCGGGCAGAGCAUUUUUAUUAAUUGUUGCCAUUGUUAAUUGGCUUCCUAUCCGGGAGGAAAGAAAGAAUGGAUCUUCCACUGUUCCUUUUUUUAAAAGUGGCAGAAACAUCCUGAACAUUUACCUACUAAACUGAUUGCCUUGGCCAGCAUCUAAACUUGCCCACUUGCGGCUGCCUCUCUCUUCCUGUGCCCACAUGAAAGUCGGUUUUUUGUUGUUUUUUUUUAAAUGAGGGCUAAUCUAAUCUAGGCCUUUGGGGCUGAAGGGCGCCAUGAUCGUUCUGGCUGUUGAGUGUGAUGAAAAAGAAACUGCAGCCUCAGUGUCUGAAUCUGUGGGUGACCCUUGUGUUAGUACCUCCCUUCUGAUGUGCAAAUAAAAAAACCCCUGAAGAGUCUGAGGUGCCAAGGCCCCCUUGUGAUGCAUCAUUUCUCUCAACGUGACCGGUGCCUCAUCUGGGUCCCCUUUUGUUUCUCUUGUCUUGCUGGUACGGGUGGGGACUCCUUCGCUCUUAACCAGUGAUAGUAAUGAUUUGCAGUUUAGCGGUGGGUGGGUGGGUAUGGCUUAAUGUUUUAGAAUAGAUGGUAAGUUCCGUGGCCUGGCUUUCAAAGUCUUCAAGCCACCCAGCGAAUGGGCCCUUUGCCGCAUUUGAAACCCAGCAUGUUAGUGACAGAAAGACAGGCAGAGGCUCAAAGAUGGGGGGGAUUUGUAUCCUAUGAAUGGGGCAACCACCAUCUAAUCCCAGUAUGGCAUGGGCUGCCCAGCGUUUCCAGAUUUCCAGUGAAGCAGACCUCUUGCGCUGCGGGUGAGAAAUCUGGGUGGGAGGGUGCAGCGUGUGAAUGUGACUGGAGGCUAUUUAUCAUGGAGGAGGGGGUAAAUUUUUGGUGGCUUCAGCUGUAGAUUAUAUGAUAGAACAUUCCUACAUUUACUAAAAGGAACAAAAAAAAAUCCCUGCCCUAGAAAACUGGCAUGUUGGUGGGAAACAUUCUAGCCUAGCCUUCUCCCUGACAUGCUAGCUUUCUGUGUGCAGGGAUUUCCCCCCUCAUCCUUUCUUAUUGUCUGAAGUCAUGUACCCCAGACCAUAAGCUUACCACCUCAAAACUAGGCCUUAAACCACAUAGAUGACUCUAAGCUUUUCUGCAUUCAGCCUCCCUUUCCCCUGAAUGGGAGUUCCCCAGCAAGAUGGGAGAUUGACAACCCAGGGGGCUCGAAUGGGGGCUGUCCAGGCCUUCAAAGCACCAUCCUCAGAGCCAUCCCCUUUCCCUUGGUGACAUCGGUAAGCGUGCUGUUUCUUCACUUUAAUCAGCAUUUCCUACAUAUUUUAAACAAACGCACUUCAAUGUUAAGUUGUUGACUGUUAUUCUGUUGGAGUUUUUUUAAAGACCAUCUCUCUUUACGGGUAGACAAGGGGGAAGAGUGUGUUUUUGUACACCCCGAGCUUGAUGUUUUAACAGGUACUUUCUAUGAUGACAUUUGCAGUGUGUCCAUUUAACUUGCCUUAAAAGGUGGAGAGAGAAUAAUCUAGUAUUUGCACUUAGCAAAAAAUUUAAAAAGUAAUUUAAAAAGAGAGAGAACAAACCCUAUCAUGGGAAAUUGUGCAUGUUCUGAAAAUGAAUAAACUGUUUAUUAAAAAAAAACAAAAACAGGAAAAAAGAAUAUUUUUCUUUACCUUCUGGUAGGAAACUGUUCUAAUAUUCUGUGUGUAAAAAAGUCCUUGUAUUAUAUUGUAAUUUGAACUUUUUUUGUAAUUAAAAACACC